This is a messenger RNA of Antechinus flavipes (yellow-footed antechinus), 4995 nucleotides long. RefSeq names its product rhomboid domain containing 1 (gene RHBDD1). The transcript is spliced from 8 exons. The coding region runs from base 545 to 1528 and encodes 327 amino acids. Gene Ontology annotation, molecular function: serine-type endopeptidase activity. The record is from RefSeq and is a predicted model, not a curated record. Gene Ontology annotation, cellular component: membrane. NCBI's taxonomy places the organism in Eukaryota, Metazoa, Chordata, Mammalia, Dasyuromorphia, Dasyuridae.
AUGGGACUUCUUUUCCCCUCUCCAUCUCAGGCCACCAUUUGAAACAUCAUCAUCAUCAUCAUGAUUUGGCAAAUAAUCCAAACUUGAAAUUUAGGAGACACCACUGUAUUGCGCUUGGGACUCAAUAGUUUUGUCACAUUUGUCAUGAUGUCUUGCUCCUAUGAAAAAACACUUCCCAUGUCUAUCCUGCUUUGUAUGAAGGCUUACCAAGAGAGAACAUCCUUGUUUUCCCUACUUGGAGACCUGUUUUUAUUUGUGUUACACUUCAUCAAGGCUUUUUCUGAAAUAUUUGCUGGGGGAGGAUCCCAGGAUUUUAAAGUUUUAUCUUGUGGCUAUUAAACAAACCAUUUUGGUAAAGGUCAUUACCUUUAAGCUUGGUAGUCAACAUCAACUCUUUCCAUCUUGAGAGAAAGCACUGGGCUGUUGGACUAUGUAUAUGAUUCUUUCCCUUCACUGUUAGAGACAUAAAUGCUAGUGGGAUCCUUUUGGAUUUUGAAAAUCACAUCAUAUUUUGCUCCCAUUGGUCGCCUGAAUUUUAAGCACCAUGCAGCGGAGGGCAAGAGGAUUUCAUCAAGGCCUGCUUUUACUUUUUUUUCAAAUCAUGCAGGUUGGGCUCACCAAUGUCCCUCCUGUGACUCUGGCAUGUAUAGCCCUCAACAUCUGGCUUUUCCUCAACCCUUUGAAGCCCAUCUACUGGCUUUGCCUAAGUGUGGAAACGUGUUAUGAGAAAAAAGACUGGCAGCGUCUGCUACUUUCCCCUUUCCACCAUGCUGAUGACUGGCAUUUAUAUUUCAAUAUGGUGUCCAUGCUGUGGAAAGGACUAACACUGGAAAGAAGACUGGGUAGUUUUUGGUUUGCCUACAUCAUAGCAGUUUUCUCCUUGCUCACGGGUGUGGUGUACCUGGCAUUGGAAUAUACUGUUGCAGAACUUCUGGACCAGCGUGAGUUCAAGGUGUACUGUGCCAUUGGCUUUUCAGGAGUCUUAUUUGCCUUGAAGGUUCUUAGCAACAAUUAUAACCCUGGAGGACACACAAAUAUCAUGGGCAUGUACAUCCCCAACAAGUAUGCCUGUUGGGUAGAACUGGUGAUGAUUCAUUUGCUCUCCCCAAGGACGUCCUUUGCCGGGCAUCUGGCGGGCAUUAUCGUUGGAUUAAUGUACACUCUGGGGCCCCUGAAGAUGAUCAUGGAAGCGUGUGCAGGCAUUUUGCCCUUGAAUGCCCAUUACCCAAGACAACAGCAUUACUAUAAUAAUAUGGGCUAUAGUGGAUAUCAAGAGGACCUAUUCGACAGGCAGCCUUACCAAGAAAUCCCCAGGAACUACGAUGUCUAUACAGCAGGGUUUACCGAAGAGGAGCAGUUAGAAAGAGCGCUCAGAAACAGUCUCCGUGAUCGAGUAUUUAAAGCUACAGAUGACUCAUGGAAAUGUGUCCUAUUUAGAACAGUCAUUGGCUGGCAGCCCUUCUUGCAGGUGGUGUUAACAAUGGUCCUCCACCCUAUGGAUUCAAUAUUCGCCCGGAAGAUGAAAUGAGAAGGCAAAGACUGAAUAGAUUUGACCGUCACUGAAAUUGCGCAGCACCUUGUGAAUCAGCAGUUCAGCCUCUUAAGGGUCAACCACCUGAUUCAUUCCAGAAACCUCUUGUUUGCUCUGAGAAAAACCAAAGUACUCUUCUUUAAGUACUCUUGCAACUUGAAUGGCUCAUUCAAUGAACCUUGGAAGUUCAAAGUCACACAAAUCCAGGAUAACCAAAUACCAUUUCCAGUGGUAUUUCUGAAUUCUGAAUUCUGAAUUUCAGAAAAUGGCCUUUCUGAAAAGGGCCUCCCUCUUGGUUCCAUAGAUACCAGCAGCAUCCUGUGAAAGAACACCAGUUCUCCCCGGGGAGGCUCCCACUGCCGACGUGGAAGGCUCGCAGAGUUUGUGACCUUCCAUGCCGAAUUUCACCUCCCAUUCAGGAAGCUUGUUCUGUCCUUCUGCACAAUGCCCUGAUCUUGGAAGUCCCUCCAUCCUCAUCUUCCUGACAAGUCCCCGAGUGGCUGGUGAAAUCCAACCAGGCCGCCUGGACUUGCAGAUCUCCAAUUCUCUCCUGUCACCUUUGGAUGGGUGUGAUGUUCACAUUUUAGUUUCUUUAUGUGUAUUGCUAUACCUUUCACUGAAAAGGUCUCACUCAGGAAGAACUUGGGGACAGAGACGCACAUAUUCACCAUUAGGAGAGAGCAGCAUUUUGUACCUAUCGGCUCUGCCUCCAGUAUAAAUCUGUCUAAGUUAUCUGAAUGCCCUCAGGGAACUGUGAGUUGAAAAGUCCUUUUUAGAGCAAGUGUUAUCUUGUAAAAUUAAAACACUCCUGAUUCAGUCACCAUAACAAGCUCCACAUUCAGUUGUCUUGACUUGACACCCCCAGCAGGUAUCUGUCAAUUAGCGUCAUCUCCAUUUUUAAGCUGCCCUUGUGCUAAUGCUCCCAGCUGCCUCAAAGACAAAGUCAGAGCAACAAUGAUGUUCUUAGAGUUGGUCUUAAUAAAAGUUGGAAGCGAGUAUCUCCAAAAGGUUUUCCCAACUUGGUUUUAAUCACAGGCUCUCAAGUGCUAGACUGGACACACUGAUGAGAUGUUUGCCCUCUAGUAUGUCUGUAUGUCUUCCAGCAGUGCCCAGCUGUAGUGCCAUGAGGUAGGGGAGCAUGGUGGACGGUGGUAGGGUUUGGAGAUGGAAGUCCGGGGCCUUGACUCCUGCCUUUGACACUCUUACAUUUCAGGAGGAUGAUCUGUGGAACACAAGUCUGGGAGGACAAAGACUGGCUCUUUUUGACUUUUCAACCUCAGGGCCUACCACAGUGCCUGGCACAAAGUCAAUUUUUAAUAAAUGUUUGUUAAAUGAAUGAAUGAUAUUGAACAGACGUAUGAACAUGGACGAUUUGCUGAACCUCAUUUCUUUUUCUGUAAAAUAGCAAUAUCUUUAGUACUUAUCCUACAGAGCUGUUGUGAGGUUGAAAUGAUUAUAAAGCACUUUGUAAGCUUUAAUGUGCUAUUGAAAUAUUCUAAUCUCUGACAGAUCAAUAGAUGAUCAGUUGGGGAUCUUUUAUCGUGUUUGUGUUAUAGAGAGAGAUUUGUGUAAAUUUAUAUAUAUGUAUAUGUACUUAUACAUAUAUAAACUUAGUAGAAUUUGCUCAUGAUAUUAGUUAUAUUGUGCCUUAGUUUCAUAUAAUCUUUUCAACUGAGAAAAGGAGUCUAAUCACUGUGCUGCAAAAUUGGAGUGGGGUAGAUGAGUAAUUGCUUCUUUCCUUCCAUUGAAAAUAUUUGUUGUUUAACACAAUAAUAUUACUAAUGGACAAGGACACGAGGCCUGAAUUUUUGAUAAUAAGAAAUGUCGUGUUGGAAGGGAGCUCCUCACUGAGAAAGCAGGGGCUAAUUAAUCACCACAAUCGCUUUCUUCUCCCCAAAUGACAAGUGUAAAACAACGAGGCUGACCGCCCUUUUGUGCUUUGUUUUGAUUUUCUUAAGGAAGCCAUCUUUUAAAUAUCACCAUAGCUACUUUGUUAAGCCAGAAGGCCUUUCUGGUGCCAAGGAAUAUGAUUUUUUAAAUAUUCUUCCCCCCCCACCUCCCCACCCUGAACUCCAGAUUAGAAUAUAUGUCCAACAGUAUGAGGUAGGCACCAAGGGAGCCUUAAUGGAUUACUUGGAUAAUUAUCUCUCCCAACCUGGCAGCCCCACAGACUGGAUCUGUGAUUUGAAGCCCUCAAGCUGGCUGAUUCCCAGCCUGUUCUUUAGAAGUUCCAUUUUAACUCAGGGUCUCUUUAAUCACACUGGCCUUGACUUCUCUCUCCUUGGGACUUCAGAACUAGUUUUAAAAUGACAUCAUUUGCCCUUAACGACUUGGAGUGUUCCAUGUGCAAUCAUUGCCAAAGGGAUUUGUGCACCUUUUUUAUUCUUCUUUUUCUUUUUAAAUAGUGGCUCCCCUUUUGGAAUAUAGACUGUUGCUGACUGUGCUAAGUAAUCAGUGACCAAAAGUAUGUAUUUCUGGUGUGUGUUUCCAGCAUCCACACAAUCAAAAGACCCCAACAAACUGAAAGGCCAGGAGGUUGUCAUAGACUUGGCCUUUCAGCUCCUACUGUUGGUUUCCUGGAAAAGCUUUCUAAUUAUUAUAGGAAACUGUAGACAGCUCCUGAAAAUGCAGCCUUUGCAAUGUCCUUCAGAGCCAUCCUUUCCUUUCUGUGGUCAAGCCCUUAUAGCUCCUGGAGUAGUGAAGUGCCCUUUUGACCAAUUUCUCUCAGUCCUCCCCUGCCUUUCCCCAUUCUUCUCCUCCUUCAUUCUAAAACAUUGCCCAUCAUGCCAUUCUGCUGCCCGGAAAACCAUAACAACUCCCCAUUAUUUGGAAGGAUGAAUCAGGGACAGAGUGUAUUUGGCUGAGAAGUCUGGACUUUCUUCCACAUAUAUAAGCACGUACGUAUGCAUUUACAUAUAUGUGUGUAUAUAGAUCUAUAAUUUAACAAAAUUCACACACAAAUAUAUAGAAAUAAUACACCCACACACUCCUAUCUCCUUCUGUCUCCUUUGAUUGGGACAUGAGUGCACUCUACUCCCCUUCCUCUCUUCCCUGCCCCCUUUUUUUUUUUUAAUACUUUUCAUUCCAAUUACUGUCUUCGCCUUUCUUCUAUAAGUAUUGCUCUCCUAAUUGUCCUCUGAAGUCUAAUUCACCCUCAUUUCUUAUGUUUUCCAGACUCUCCCACCCACAGUACUCUCCUCCCUAAUGCUAUACCCGGUUUUAUUUAAAAGACCACACUUGACACUUUCCAUACCUGGUCUCCUUGCAUCGAUCUGGAUGUUGUUGUGUCCUGAAUCCCUAUCUAGAUUGUAAGCUGCUCAAGGGCAGGGACUUGUCUUUUAGGCUUCCUCUUGUCCUCCAGUUUGUGGCCAAUAAAUUUUCAUUAAAUGUGGGAAUCGAAGUGCAAGCACUCGGUUUUACAGUCAGGAGAAAGACAAAUAAAAGUGAGCCCAAUUUCUUCUUGA